AAUGGAUGCUCCAAGUAGUACCAUGGAAAUUACUGAGUCUAUAGUGGAACUCUCCCAUUCUCUGGCUCUACACACAAAGAAUGGCAGCCUUCUUACAAAACCAUUAUGUGUCUAACUAGUUUCAGUAAUACACUACUAGUUCAUAGACAGCCAUUCAGCUACAUCUCCCACCAGAACACACAAUUCAUGACAGCACAGAAAAGAGGAUUUACCACAGCUUUGUUAAAUAUACAACCUAGUUCUUCAAUUGACUUGAUUUGAGGACACAGAAAUCAAUUUUAUUCUGUGUAAUAACCUACAAUAGGAGAAUUAUGAAAAGAAAAUGAAGCAACAGGAAAAAAGAGAAACGAUUGUGAAAAAAAGUACAAAUACGACAUAAUUCUUUGAUAGAAAUAUUAGAGGAAAAUAUUAACCAAAUCCAUAAUCUUUAAGGAUACAAAGAGGGAAAUAAAGCAGUCAAAACAGCCAAAACAUUGGGCGGCAGGGAUGGUAAUAAUUUGGACAAGGCCCCAAAGACAACAUGCCAACAGUAGGACAACAAACAUUAAAAGUAGUAAUAGUCACAGGGUCCAAAAUCUGGGUUUGGAUGAGAAAACGGAAAGAAAUAUUAUAUAUAUAUUACAUUAUAUAUAUAAAUAUAUAAUGUAAUAUAUAUGAUGCUGCCAAACGACUUCCAAAUACAUAGUGUGAAAAAUAAAAGUAAAAAAUUUUAAACGCCCAACUUAGGUGAGGCAGAGGAUGAGGAAGAAUGCUUUGAGGAGUUUUUCUGCUAAUAGUAUAUAAUUCUGAUGUAUGUACUUUAUCCAAUUAUAACCAAGUUCCAAUUAUUUGCUUAUACAGAUAAUGAAUCACCAAUGUUGUUGACUCUGUACUACCUUAGCUACUCCCCCAAGUGAUGGAAGUUUCAGCAGAUGGUCCAUCUCUAUUUUUCUGGUAAAACAUUUGUUGUGAAAGAAAUAUAAAGUUGAGAAGCCAAAUGAAAUUUCUGAAUUGGCUUUAAAACGAAAUAUCCUUUCUUCCUCUGGCUCCAGUAUCAGAAAGAGUUGAGAGGUAGCUAUGUUAAGUAUUCAUUAAAGAAGCACCCUUGAAGCAACACAAUUUAAAAGGUGAUUUUUCAGCAAUUAGAAAUUGCUUUUGCAGAUCUACUUUGCAAACAGUUUCAAAGCACUUUCAGUCGUGGUUAAUUCCAAUAUUUAACAAAGUUGAAUUUUUUUUACCUACAAACUCACAAUCAUCAGAAAUGUAGCAUCAGAACUAGACAUAAACGGGAGAAGAAGAUCUGAUGUGAGCAGCACAAUGUAAAUGUGAACAGUACUCUCUCACUUAAGAAAGCAGAUGCACAAAAUUAAAAAUCAAAGCUCCCAUAUCAGAAAUUUUAGGAAUUAAAAUUCCUAUGCAAUCAAAACAUUUGUAACUAAAAAGAAAAACCCACAACUUGUGAAAAAAGAUUUUGAUAAAGAUAUUUGUGGGUUAGAUCCGUAUCUGUUGCUUAGUUAUCAUUAGAAAAGUUAAACUGCUUUCCUAGGUUAUUGACUAAUUAAUCUACAAAAUUAUUUUAUAACAUACAAAAUUUGGUUUUAAAUCACCAAUUGUAGCAUUUUUCAAAAUUAGUAUCCUAUGUGAAUACAAAAUGUACUAAAUGCUCAAGUGUGAAAAUCUGUUACUAUGGAAAUAAGAAUCUUGGUGAAUUCUGGAAUAUGUAAUUUGAUAUUUUUUUUGCAUGAAAAUAAUAUAAUCUGUUUCUCAAUCCAGUGGUUUAGAUAUUUUCAUCUUUGUGAAAAACAAAGGAAGUUAGGAUUAUUCUGCUAAGAAAUCAGAGAACCUUGUAAUCACUAAACCAAUCUGUGGUUUUUAAAAAGAAAACUAUAUUAAGCAUUGUAUGCAAUAAAAAAUAAUUGUUGUUUGCAAUAUUUUACGUAUCCUUAACCACAAGUCAUUUGCACAGGGAAUAAAGAGGAAGGUCCAGACCUGAGCGUUUGCUGUCAUUAUUUCUUACAGACAUCCCAGCAUUGGUUUUUUCAGAAUAAUCUGAAAAUAACUUGGAAAUACUGUUUCACAGAGAGUUAAACAAAGCACAGAAACAUACUUCUCAAAAAGAAUUAAAGCUAUAAUGUGACCCAGAGUAUGCUUGACUUGCCAAAAGUCCUAUAACUAAUAAAUACUAACUGAACCCAAAUCAUUCAAUUCUAAGUCCCAAGUACUUUUGGAAUUUUCCAAAGAGAGAGGGGCCAACCACAGGUAGAGGCGGGUUGCAGAGCUCUAACCCUGGCUCUGCUACUAACUUUCCUGGACUUUUUCAAGUCAUUAAACUUCUCUGUGCCUUCGUUUCCUCUACUUCAUGGGGAUAUUUUGAAGAGAAAUAUAAGCCAACAGUUGAACUCUGGCAGAAAAGCACUGUAUGUACUUCAGUAUGUCAAUAAUUUCUUGUUCCCACCACAAGUUUCAAUUGACACUAAUAUCUUUUCUCUGGUUUUAGUUUUAAGCUUAAAAUAACACUCUGUGUGUGUGUGUAUGUGUGUGUGCGCCAGUGCUAUCUUUCAACAUGGCUGGCAUUCUAACAAGAUCCUCUGCUCAAACUUUUAAAACGCAUGAAAAGUAUCAUAACAUUAUAAUUCUUAGCAUCACCAAAGCCUCACAACCCAAAGCUGUGCAGAACAUUUUAGAAAUUCACAACAAAAUUUUCCACCACAUUACUCUCAACUUGAAAAAACGCAAUUCAAAACUCAUAUACUACUCAGCUGCCCCCCAUGAAGUUUAACACUACCAGCAGAAAAUUAUAAAAAUUAUACUGCUUUUAAAAAUUAUAAAAGAAUAGUUCCAAUUACAAAUUAUAAACUUAGCAUACAUUUUAAAAAAUGAAGAUCACCAAUAUUCCUAAAAUAAUGGAAAUAUGUAAUGAUCAAUAUGCUAGUAAUUCAGGCAUUUGCAAUGUCUUCUAUUUUGUCAACAGAUAUAGAAUCCAGCCACUUUAUAUACUGAAGUCUAAAAAAUUCUCAAUAUUGAGAAUACAAAAGUAUUUAUAGGUAAGUUAACAGAAAUUUCAUUUUAAAGUAAUACUUUAAGUUAAAUACUUAUACCAUUGUUUUCAUUCUUUCAACAGCAUAUCUAAACAUUAUUUAGCUUUAUAACUUAUGAAGACAUGUAACUAACUUCCUUUUUCCUUUACCAAUAUAUUUACCCAAUAACAUGAGCACAUAGCUACAUAUAAUACCUAGGGAAGGCACUUCAUUAAAAAUGCCCAAGUUAAAAACAGAAAUAGCCAGUUUAAAUAAAAUAUUAUGGCAAAUGGUCAGUAUAUACCUACUGAAUACAAAGGUUACCAAAGGUGAAGACUGAGUAGUAAUCUCGUAAUGCAUAUGAUUAAAUCUUUACACACUGAGACUAUGCUAAUAGCAAUGGAAUUUUAAAAAAAUAUUUUAGGGUAUAACCACCUUACAUCAAUCUGAUUAAUAUUUUGAAUGAAUGAAUACUGCACUUUUAACAGUGUUUAACACCUUGAGUUGUUCACGACCAUUUGGAAUACACAGAGAAGAUGACUUGAAUACAAACAAACUAGUUGAAAUUCAAUGUGGUUCACAGUAAAGAUGCAGUGGCUUUCUAUUUGUAGAACAAAGACUCUCAAUCAAAAACAUAUAUACAACUAAAAUAUUCUCAAGUGCAAUUAUCCAGGCUUUAAAAAGAAUAUAUACUUUUUACUAUGUAAUUUUUUCUUGCUCCCCCUCCACCUCCCUGCAUUUUUUAAUGUUUGGCAUAAGUGAACAACAAACCAGAAUAGAAAACACAUUUUUAAAAGACUAAUGUACUCCUAUUCUAUUUAAGAGCAACAUACAACCGCUUAUAAAUAUAGCCUUUUUAAAAAGCACCCUUAUAUAAAACAGUGAGGGGAAAAAUCCCUGCUAUACAUAUGAAGCACAGUUUAAGCCCAAUACAACUGACCAAUCAAAAUUAGUGAAUGCACUGCAUCUCUCUGCAGUGGAGAGAAGCCACAAGGUAGGCUGUCAUUCUGCAAAAGCUGCCCAGAACAGACUUUCCUCUGAAAAGCAGUGCCGUUCCUUUUUCGAAAGACUGAAUCUAAACGUUGUCUCUGGAGACAAGAAGCCUUCAGUAUGUUAAAUUACUUUCAUUACGUAUUUUCAAAUUCUUAUUGAUUGCCCAGUAGGAAGAGUGAGAGACUGCAGCAGGCUCUAAGCAGCACUCCAGGUUCCAUACAUUAGCAGGACUGCUGAAACAAUGGCACAGUACAGACACAUAUUUUCAUUAAGGUCUUUUCCGAAGAGAUGUUUAUGACCCUCUUCCCCCGGUCCUCUACUAACAAGUGAACAAAAUGAAUCAAUCAAAACUGGAAACGCUUCAACUACAUCAAGAAUUUAUCAAAUCUUUAGCGGAGGGCCCACAGCAGCUAAUUCAGUAUUUACAACUGACAAUGUGAAGAAUGCAUCUGAGCAAGCAUCUCCCCAGCCGUCUGAACCACAAACUGCAGGAUAUUCUUGUAACACAUGAUUUUAAGACACUAAGGAGUUAAAACCAGAGAAUACAGUCUACAUUACCACUGGGAUAUAACACAUCGACAGUAAUCAUCCUAAGAGAUGCUAUAUAAAAUAGCCACAAAAAGAAGAACAAUAUAACUGUAAAAGCCUGAAUACAAAAUGGUGAGCAUUUCUAAUGGGGGAGUUGAUACUUUAACACACCAGAAUCGUGGAGCUACUGAUUCUUGAAGAAACAAUGAAACAAGGACUGCCAAAAGGGGAAUGCCAAACGUAUCAGCAAGCUAAAUGAAGCUUUAGCAAGUAUUUUCUGCACUAAAUAAUCAGAUAUUCAUACCAAUUGAUAUUACUAAAGGAUUUUUCCAUCUGAGUAUUAUGACCAAUUAUGUAUCCUGUUCUAAUGAAAACAAACCAGAUUAAACAGCAGAUGGUUUUUAUCAAAAGAACGUGAACCGGACUUACAAUAUAAAGCAAGUUAUGUGAUCAAGAAAUCAUUUCAAAAUAAUGAGGACUGCUAUAGAAACAGACUUACAUUUGUAACAAAAGGAUGUCUAAACACAUUUUAGAAGCUAGAAACCUUAUGUUGCCUUUUUGUUUUCACAUGUUCUGGAAAAUAAAGAGACACCAUCAUAUAUUCCCUCAAAGGGAAACGAUUCCUAUCAUUUGCGGAAGUUUCUCUCGGUUGUGACUUUUUAAGGCAAAACAAACACAAAUACUUUGUACUGGUCUUUAGAAAUCCAUCAGCCAACUAAAUCUCACAAUUCAUACAGUUGAAGUAUUGGAGAGAAAUUGAAAGAAUUCCUACAGGACAUGAAAUAAAACACAGCUACUUCACUGUUGUCAGGGAAAAAACCAACUGCUCCAAAAGAAUGUGUUUUUCUCCCAUUCUGGAAAUCAACAUGCAGUCUGAAUCUAACAUUACAGUGCGAGAUGACAUUGAUGACAUCAACACCAAUAUGUACCAACCACUAUCAUAUCCAUUAAGCUUUCAAGUGUCUCUCACCGGAUUUCUCAUGUUAGAAAUUGUGUUGGGACUUGGCAGCAACCUCACCGUAUUGGUACUUUACUGCAUGAAAUCCAACUUAAUCAACUCUGUCAGUAACAUUAUUACAAUGAAUCUUCACGUCCUUGAUGUAAUAAUUUGUGUGGGAUGCAUUCCUCUAACUAUAGUUAUCCUUCUGCUUUCACUGGAGAGUAACACUGCUCUCAUCUGCUGUUUCCAUGAGGCCUGUGUAUCUUUUGCAAGUGUCUCAACAGCAAUCAACGUCUUUGCUAUCACUUUGGACAGAUAUGACAUCUCUGUAAAACCUGCAAACCGAAUUCUGACAAUGGGCAGAGCUGUAAUGUUAAUGAUAUCCAUUUGGAUUUUUUCAUUUUUCUCUUUCCUCAUUCCCUUUAUUGAGGUAAAUUUUUUCAGUCUUCAAAGUGGUAAUACAUGGGAGAACAAGACACUUUUGUGUGUCAGUACAAAUGAAUACUACACUGAACUGGGAAUGUAUUAUCAUCUGCUAGUACAGAUCCCAAUAUUCUUUUUCACUGUCAUAGUAAUGUUAAUCACAUACUCCAAAAUACUUCAGGCUCUUAAUAUUCGAAUAGGCACAAGAUUUUCAACAGGGCAGAAGAAGAAAGCAAGAAAGAAAAAGACAAUUUCUCUAACCACGCAACAUGAGACUACAGACAUGUCACAAAGCAGUGGUGGGAGAAACGUAGUCUUUGGCGUAAGAACUUCAGUCUCUGUAAUAAUUGCCCUCCGGCGAGCUGUGAAACGACACCGUGAACGACGAGAAAGGCAAAAAAGAGUCUUCAGAAUGUCUUUAUUGAUUAUUUCUACAUUUCUUCUCUGCUGGACACCAAUUUCUGUUUUAAAUACCACCAUUUUAUGUUUAGGCCCAAGUGACCUCUUAGUAAAAUUAAGGUUGUGUUUUCUAGUCAUGGGUUAUGGGACAACUAUAUUUCACCCUCUAUUAUAUGCAUUCACUAGACAAAAAUUUCAAAAGGUCUUGAAAAGUAAAAUGAAAAAACGAGUUGUUUCCAUAGUGGAAGCUGAUCCAAUGCCUAAUAAUGCUGUAAUACACAACUCUUGGAUAGAUCCUAAAAGAAACAGAAAAAUUACCUUUGAAGAUAGUGAAAUAAGAGAAAAAUGUUUAGUACCUCAGGUUGUCACAGACUAGGAAAAGGUCUAAGUUUCACCCAAACUCACCUUCAAAAGUUUUAAAUUUAAAUUGUAAAAAAUAAAAUUACUGCCAAAUAUGAGAAAAAACAUUUUAAGUAUUGGUUAUGUUGUAAAUUUUCAAUGUAAAUGUCAAGAUUAGAUUAGGUCAUAUAUAUUCAAUUUCUUCAUUACUUAAUGUAUUUGUUGCAUGGCAGUUUGUUAAAGUUAAUAUCAUAUGUAUAUUUUGUCAAUAUUAUGUCCAUCAGAAGAUAUUCAUGUAAGUCAUAUUUUCUAAAGAAUAAAUACAUAGCCUUAAAACAGUGUAUAACUUUAAAAUGUAACUGACACAGUUAUCCUUGCUUUUGAUUUUUUUAUAAAGUGUAUUGUUUCUAAGCCACAAACUAUGGAUAUAUUUAUAUGAUGACAACUGGAAUAGCAUUUUGACAGGAACCAAAAUUACGGGCUCCAAACAAUCAAAACAGUCUAGGAUUUUCUGUACCACUAUAUUACGUUUUCUAGCAUAGUCUAAUUGCUAUAAUAUUUGAUGCAUCAGAAAUAGUGAACUAUGUAUGAAUCUUUAUCCUUUUUGAAUGUAGAAAACUGUAGGAUUUAUCAGGAUUUUAAAAUUCAGGAACCAAAAGAACAAACAACUCUGUAUAUGCACACCAAGAUAAGGCAACUUUGAAAUUCUAGUUUAUUAUGAAAAAGAGAUUGAUUUUCUAAGAUCAAGGGCACUUUGCCUAUAAUAUACAAAUGAACUGACAAUAAAAGGAGGGAAGAGAACUAAAGCACCAGCCUCUUUCUUCCCUCCUCACUUUGCUUGAGUCUAAACCAAAGGCUCUGGGUUAACACUGUAAACUGGUACAAACCAGUGCAUUAAAAUAAACUGACUUGCUAACUUUAUUUAAGCUGGACUUUUUGUAUAACAGAAGUUAACUAUUAAAAUCUGAAUACAAGGAAGAAAAUAAAGACUUUACAUCACUGUAGAAAAGCUUAACAAAGCCAACUAUUUCUAGCCAAACACAUAUCUAAAAUGCACAGCAACUUUAGGGAAAUACAGUUUGCACAAUGCUCCUGCACUAUCAUAAUAGCUUCCAAAUGUUUCAAAACAUAGUUCUACUUCCACUCUGAAAAUCAUUAAAAUGGCAAUAAAUCUUAUCAAUUACUUUACACCACUUAAUUUAAGCAUUUUGUGUCCAAUCCUCAAUUCAUGUUCAAAAACUAUGAAAUUACUAAUCCUAACUAUAGAUAUCACGUUUGAGAAUUUCAUACCAAAUAUUUUCCUAUUGUUACAAUCUAGUAAUCUAUCAAUGAGUGCUAAUUAUCACUGAUUCAGAAAAAUAGCAAUAAGUUAUUUAAAGUAGGCAAAUACUACCUUAUAAUUGGUUAGCUGGACAAUUUUUUUCUUUUUUUAAUACUAUAUUCACUAAAUCAAGUAGCAACUCCUUUUUAAGUAAAAAAAAUUUUUAUGUCUAAUAAUUCAAUAAUAUAACACUUUUACAUAAAUAAAUGAGAUUCAUCCAAUCUAGUUUACCGAAUACACUAAUCCUUGGGGAAAGGAGCACCACGCAAUAGCUUGAAUUCACUGAGGUUACA
Molecule: messenger RNA, 8232 nt
Organism: Equus caballus (horse)
Lineage: Eukaryota; Metazoa; Chordata; Mammalia; Perissodactyla; Equidae
Gene: GPR22
Product: G protein-coupled receptor 22
Biological process (GO): G protein-coupled receptor signaling pathway; cellular response to hormone stimulus
Cellular component (GO): plasma membrane
Molecular function (GO): G protein-coupled receptor activity; peptide binding
Source: RefSeq, a predicted model, not a curated record